This is a messenger RNA of Lotus japonicus, 1571 nucleotides long. RefSeq names its product bZIP transcription factor 44-like. Gene Ontology annotation, biological process: positive regulation of DNA-templated transcription. Bases 553 to 1020 code for a protein of 155 amino acids. NCBI's taxonomy places the organism in Eukaryota, Viridiplantae, Streptophyta, Magnoliopsida, Fabales, Fabaceae. The record is from RefSeq and is a predicted model, not a curated record. Gene Ontology annotation, cellular component: nucleus. Gene Ontology annotation, molecular function: transcription cis-regulatory region binding; DNA-binding transcription factor activity. The transcript has a single exon.
CCCUACCUUUCACUCUCCACAUCCACCCACUUUUUGCUCUAUAAAUUGCCUCUUCAGUUACCUCUAUUACUUCCUCUUCUCCUCUCUUCCUUUCCCACCCCUUCACACUCCACUUUCUUGCACUAUUCUCCUUCCAUACUUGUGUUGUGUGUGAAGAUUUGUAGGCUUCUUUGCUACAAAACCAACCCCAUUUGUUCAUCCAAUUAUCUCUUGAAACCCCAUCUCCACAUUUUACUCCUUGCCCCAUGGAAGUUUCCUACUUUGAAUGUUAAAUGCAUAAAAUCUGUUUGUUGUUCAUGUUUGACAUCAUUCAUGUCUCCAGUUCUCAAUGAAAUCCUCCUUUCCGGGUUUAUGAUAAAUUCUUCUCUCAUACGCAGAACCCCUUUAGUUCAAUCUUUCUCUGUUGUCUUCCUCUACUGGUUCUAUGUUUUCUCAUAAACAAUAUGACUACAAAUUAAGUAAAAAUUAUCUAUAUUAGUUUAAAAUCAAAUCUUUGAAGGUAUUGCAUCAUAUUAGUAUCAAUUAAUUUCUUUGGUGUGUUAUAUAUAUGUGAUGGCCUCAUCCAGUGGAAACUCCAGCAUUUCCACUAAGUUUCAUAGCUCUGGCUCUGAAGAAGAUUUGCAGCUUCUGAUGGACCAGAGAAAGAGGAAGAGGAAGCAAUCAAAUUGCGAAUCAGCGAGGAGAUCUCGAAUGCGAAAGCAGAAGCACUUUGAUGAUCUCAAUGUCCAAGUGGAGAGGCUCACAAAGGAAAACAGUGAAAUCCUCAAUAGGGUGAAUCUCAUCACACAGCACUAUGUGAAUGUUGAGGCAGAGAAUUGCAUUUUGAGGGCCCAGAUGGGUGAGCUUAGCCAAAGGCUUCAAUCACUGAAUGCUAUCAUCAGCCUCAUCAACACAACCACUACAACUGGAAUAUGCCAAAAUGAUUGCUUUCUAACAAUUGCUGAUAACUUCAUGAACCCCAUGAACAUGCACUAUCUUAACCAACCAAUUGUGGCCUCUGCAGAAGUUUUUCAGUGGUGAAUUAUUGUCCGGCACAUCUGCGCAUGUGUGUUUGGAAAUCUCUCCGCAAUUAAUUUUAAAAGUCGAAAUCAAUUUGGGAAGAAGUUUCAUGCCUGAAGUUUCUGAGUACUAGAAUUGAUUGAUUUAGUGAAUGAAAGUUGUUCAUUAGCUCAUGCUGAAAAAGAGGAAAAAAAAAGUGUAUGUUUGCUUAUUGUAGUUGUGUUCUGUUGGAGUUGCGUCAUGGUGGAAAUUAUUGAGGGAGGGUAAAUAUUAGUAGCUACUUGGGUGAGGCAAUGUUUGUUAUUAAGAUAUUAGGUAAGCAGAAUUUGCAAAGUAAUGCUUGAAUAAAAAAUGACAUAAUGGCAGGUUCUGCAGAUGUUGGGUCACUUAUUAAUUUUAUAAUACUGUCCUCGUGCUCACCAUUGUCUAAUGUUUGGGAAAAAUGGAUGUUGGUGUAAGUGCGUUCUCUAUUUGUUGUAAGUGUGCUUUUGUAAGUGUAAAUAUUGUACUGGUUGGUUCUUACUAAUAGAAAAACUAAAAAAAAAAACAUUUGUUUUCGUUUGGGGUGGUUA